This is a messenger RNA of Rotaria sp. Silwood1, 1581 nucleotides long. NCBI's taxonomy places the organism in Eukaryota, Metazoa, Rotifera, Eurotatoria, Philodinida, Philodinidae. The record is from the annotation of a GenBank genome assembly.
AUGUGUGAUCUAUUUCAAGCUAAUCCAUGGAAACCAUUAUUAUGUACAAAUUGUCAUCAAAAUCGUUCAGGUCAUCAAAUAAUUGAUAUAAAUGAAAAUAAAUGUGAACAUUUAAUAUCAAAUAAAUCUAAGGAUUUACCAUCAUCAUCAUCAUCAAUGCAUCUUUAUGAAGAAAUUAUGGCACAAUAUUUUACAAUAAAUACAACAGAUAGAAAUACAUUACAAUCAACAUCUGUUAUUGAAUGUUUACCAACAUCGAAUGAAAAUAAUAAUAUUAAUAAUAAUAAUGAUGAUGAUGAUGAUGAUUCAUUUACUGAUGAAGAACAAGAUUUAAUAAAACAGACAACACCUAUUGAAUUUAUACAAAAUCAAUCCAUGAUUAAUACACAAGGUAUUGUUCUUAUUGGACCUGAUUUAAGAACAAAACAAAUAACAACAAAAAAACAAAAAAAAAUUAAUUUAUUAAAAAAAAGUAAAAGUAAUGCUGAUGAAUGUUUGAAAAAAACAGAUAUAACUGAUACUAAUAAUAAUAAUCAUAAUACAAUAUCAAAAUUAUGGUGGUUUAAAGUAAAAAAAUCAAAUCCAUCUCCAAUUGUUUCAAAUGAAUCAACGACUGAAUCAAAUAAAUCAAAUAUUUCAAGUCCAAUAUUGAAUAAUCAAAAUCCACAACCAAGAAUUCGUGUUUUACCUGAAAUCAAUAAACUAACAUUAAAUGAAGCCUUAAACAUUGCUCGACGUCAACAUUCAUUAUCUAAUCGUGAAUCAAAAUUAACUAUUAAUAAUAAACCAUAUCAUUUUCCAACUAUUUCAACUGUACAAUCUAAUUAUGGUUCAUCAAUUGCAUCAACAACAUCAUCAUCAACGCAAUCAAGUAAUGAAUAUGAUAGUAAUUUAUUAAAUAAUUCAACAAUGAAAGAAUCAACUUAUCUAACAGCUGUAUCACCUAUUGAAAAAAAUCUUUCACAAGUAACAAUAUUUGAUAAAACAAUUAAAUUAACGAUUGAACGUAUAACAUCUGAUCUUCGAAUAAUUAUUGAUGAAUAUAAACAUAAUCUUCCAGUAGCUCGUUUUCAAACAUUAAAAUCAUUUCUUCAUCAACAUCAAUUAUCAAAAAUUUUAACUAAUGAAUCAAUUUAUUUUUUACUUUUACAAAUUCUUGAUGAAUUUUCUCAUAAUUCAACUCAUACAAUAAUAACAUUUGAUCAUUUUCUUAUAGCUAGUCAUUCAACAAUACCUAUUAUUGUAACAACAACAUCAUCAGUUAUAAAUGAAUAUGAAACAAUUGAACAAUUUAUUAAAAAUUUAGCUAAUAAAUUAUUUGAUUCUUCAGCAUUACCAAUAUUUAAUAAUCUUUCAACAUUUGAAAAUAUAUCUUAUCGUUAUUUAUCUAAUCAAAUAUUUCAAUUUCCUAAUAUUGAUAUAGAUAAUAAUCUAUCAAUGCAGCGUAUUAAAUUACUUAAUCUAUUUUGGAAUAAAAUACAAUCAUUACGACAUAUUCAGAUAAAUGAAGAUAAUGAACGUGUCAUUUUUGCACUUUAUUAUCUUAUGAAAUAUAUUUGUCAGUCAGAUGAUCUUAUUUAA